GUGGCGCUCGUGGGUUUAUGGAGUGUUCUUGGCUCUUUAAGGGCAGAGGGAGGGGGGGUUUUGUGUCCUCCUGCUCUGGCUGCAGUGUUUUUGUCUCGCUGUCAGUGAGAUUGCUGGCCUUACACGGCUGAAGGGACAAGGAAAGGGUUUUGUAUGUGAUGGUGUUACAAGAGGUAUCUAUUAAAUCAUGGCUCAAGUGUUACACAUGGACACCAGCUUUCCAGGAAAGAUUAAUUCUACAGGCCCCACUUCCCUUCAUACAAAGGACACGGAGGCUCCUUACUCAGUGGAGACCCCCUAUGGUUAUCGUUUGGAUCUAGACUUCCUUAAAUAUGUUAAUGACAUUGAGAAGGGUAACACAAUAAAGAGGGUCCCUGUUCAGAGACGUCCACGCUAUGGUUCUUUGCCACGUGGCUAUGGAUACACUGGCUCGUGGUGGACCUCCACUGAGUCCUUGUGCUCCAAUGCCAGCAUGGACAGCCGUCACUCGUCAUAUUCAUACUGUGCACCUGGCUAUCACACCUCUCAGCGACCCAACUUUAGCACGGCCCGUGUGGAGAAGACUCUGCUUGAUGCACGGCGAAAGCUGGAGGAAGAGAAGGACAAGCGCUUUUCCAACUUAGGAAGCAUGCACAGCAGUGUUGCUGGCUCCAACACUUCUCUUUCCAGUGCCCACAGCUUCAAUCGUGCUCAGGGAGGAGGAAGUUCAUACACACCUGUUAGCUCAGGCCUGUCCACACCUGUAUCGCCCACCCCAGCCCAUCUACAGCAUGUGCGUGAGCAAAUGGCCAUGGCUCUUAGGAAGAUCCGGGAUCUGGAAGAGCAAGUGAAGACCAUUCCCGUGCUGCAGGUGAAGAUCUCUGUGCUGCAAGAGGAAAAGCGACAGCUGAGUGUGCAGUUAAAAAGUCAGAAGUUCCUGGGCCACACACUUGGAUUCAAUCGUGGACGCACACGUGGUGAGCUCUACAUUGAUAUUCCAGAAGAGGAAGUGGAGGCUAAUACCAAUAAGAUGGUAGGAGGACUCUCACCCACCACCCCUGAUGGCUUACGUCAGGACUCUGGCUGUGAGAUAGAAGACACAGUGAUCAUAGGCAGUGCUCAGCCAGGAACCAGGAAGCAGGUUCGAACUAUUGGUGUGGGUCCAGACAAUAAGGAGAAAGAUACUUGUCAUGUGGGUGUAGGUGUAAGAGAAGAAGACUUAGGCUUCCUUCCAGAGACAGAGGUUCUGAAGACCAAGGUGGGCCAGUUGGAAGUGCAGCUGAGAAAGACUAUGCAAGAGCUACAGAGUGCCCAGAUGCAAAUAGAUACAGUGAAGGAGGAGAGGCAAGGUGGGACCCUGCAGGCCGAUCAUGCUGUGAGGGCCACCAGCCUGGGCUGGCAGGAACAGCAUGAUCUAGGAGCUGCUGGGCUCCACACAAUGGUCAGCUAUACCCAGCAAUGCCAGGAGAAGCAACAAAGGACAGUGGGGAUCCAGGUGUAUACACUUGAGCAGCCUACGUUAGUGCUCAGAUCUCAGCAGUGCAGCACCUCCUCCAGACCCCUAUCUGCACCCCUGCUGAAGGAUACUCCUCAUAGAGGAUAUGCAAAGCCUCUGAAUGCAGAAGAAUCCACUGCAGUAACUGCCAAACAGGUACGAGAGGUCCUAAGAAGUGAAUUGUCCACAUCGGUGUCCAUCACCAGCCCUUCCAGUGGUGCGGAGACAAACUACAGUCAAGCAGCUCCACUUUGCCAAAGGCUUAAAGAUGGUGAACAGAAACAGCAACUCGCCAAAGAAGUUAUGCACUCACAUGGAAGUGCACCACAACCAGCAUCUCCUCAAUCCAGCUUGAGAUCAAUCAUGAAGCAUAAGGCAGACAAAGAACCAUGCCCUUCUUCAAUUCAGAAGAAUCUGCAGUUCACAGGAGUAAAUGGAGGGUAUGAGUCCACCUCAACAGAAAGCACUUCUGAGACUUCAGAUGAUGAGAGUGAUGCAAGCGAAUAUCAUGAAGCCACUGAGAAACUACCAGAAUCUCCAGCUCAUCAUCCUCAGGCUACCUUUGUUAGCAGCUCUGCCGUUUCUGUCACUGUAAUUCCCGAAUCUACAGAAACAGUAAAUGACCAGCACAGCAAUGUCCCACUUUUACUUAGUGAGGGCUCAGGUUUACAAUCACCAGCCUUAGACACAGCCACAUGUCAACAUGUGGUAACCUCACCAGCUACAGAUUCUGACAAAUGGCACUCUGCAAACCAGUCGUCUACAACUGCCAUAUCUCCUCAAGCGAUUCUUAUCAAGUCGUCGGAAUCAAAUUCCAUUCAGCAAAAUUCAACCCAAAACACUGCCAUUUGCCCUAAACCGAGUUCCACUAAAUCAUCAGCAAUCUCUACGGCAUUGGAACAAACUGUUACCCAACCCCAAGCCAGCAGCUCAGAUAGCCAGCAAAAUUCUAGCCCGACAGAAUCCUCAGGCCUGACCACUCAACAGCCCACUCCUCUGUCACAUACCACUGGUGCUUCUCAUCCAGAUGAUAAGCAAUCACAAACCACGGACCUCACUUCACACCAGCAAGCUGUGCAGUUGAAGACUUUAGAGGCUUCUGGCCAACAGGAGAUUGGCAAAUCCCCAGUCAGUAGUCCAUCUGAAAGCUCCAGCUCAAGCAAAGCACCUACACAAGAAAGCAGAGGGGAGCUGAGUGACAGCUUCAUGACAGCUCUUUAUACCUUGAAGAAAGCACUUGGUGAACCAAAUGCUUUUAGCCAACAGGGGGCGAGAACAGCCUACACCACAGUAUUACAGGAGUGGCUGCGUGUCUCAUGUCAUAAAUCUGCGGACACAGCAGUAGUGCGAGCCUACAUGGAUGCCUUCGCCUCUGUCUCACCUCAGCUGCUGGAGUUUGUGAUAAAUAUGGCUGAUGGGAAUGGAAACACAGCACUGCACUACACUGUCUCACACUCCAACUUCCCUGUGGUUAAACUGUUGCUGGACACAGGACUAUGUAAUGCAGAUAAGCAGAACAAGGCUGGUUACACGGCUAUCAUGCUGACGGCUCUGGCUGCGUUCCACUCCGAAAGCGACCUUCAGACAGUUCUGCAGCUGCUUCGCACUGGAGAUGUCAAUGCCAAGGCUAGUCAGGCUGGGCAAACCGCCCUGAUGUUGGCAGUGAGUCAUGGCAGAGGAGACAUGGUUAGAGCUCUACUUUGCUGCGGUGCUCAGGUCAACCUGCAGGACGAUGAUGGCUCUACAGCCCUCAUGUGUGCCUGUGAGCAUGGUCACGUAGACAUCGUGCGCCAGCUGCUUUCUGUACCAGGAUGUGAUGCUACUCUCACAGAUAAUGACGGCAGCACUGCUCUCUCUAUUGCACUAGAGGCUAGUCAGAAUGACAUUGCUGUGCUCCUAUAUGCCCAUCUGAAUUUUGCCAAACCUCCUUCCCCUGUGUCUCCAAAGUCUCAAAUUGUGGGAUCCCCACCAUCAGAAAUCCUAAAAUGAAACAAUAAGGCUGCUUCCUGUAUGGGUGUAUUGUCAUUGUAAUUUAAUUGUGCAUACAGUUGAUCUGUACAAAUAUAAUUCUUUAUAUAUAUAUAUAUAUAUAUAUAUAUAUAUAUAUAUAUAUAUAUAUAUAUAUAUAUAUAUAUAUAAUGUGUGUAUAUAUACAUACAUACAUAUAUGUGUGUAUGUAUGUGUAUAUAUAUACAUAUAUAUGUUUUGUAUAAAAGUAUUCACUGUUAUCACUUAAUUGUAUGCUACUGCAUGUUUUAGUGGGUUCAGCGUGUCCUUUACACACAACUCUCCAAACCUGGGGCCUCAUUUAUUACAUUUUUAAUUUGAUUUUAAAAAUGUAAUCUAAACAAGCAACAUGCCAAAAAACUACUAUAAAACUAAAAACUGACAAGUAAAUAUUUUUAUACAUAUGCAAUGUAAAAACCAGCUUCAUUUUUCUCUUAUUGCACCACAUUUUAAAUGCACUCACUUUAUAUUUGAUGGGAAUUUUUAGCCAGUGCAGGGUGGCAGUAAGUCAAUUUAAUGAAUGAUAUUUAUCAGUUAAUCAUAAAGAAUAGUUUUAUUGAAUUCUAAAUGUUUUAUACCUCCGAAACAAACAAACAAAUAAAAAAGCAUUCAGUGACAGAGACAUGUCUACUUUUCAUCAGAAAUUGGGCAUGUACUGCAAUAACAGAGAAUAAAAUAUCCUGUAAUCGCAAUAAUCUUACAAAAUAUACUAUAUAGCUACAGGUUUUUGGACACCUGACUAUUGUGUCCAUAUGUAUUUUUAAACAUCCCAUCCAGAUUACAUUUGAGAAGGGUUUCUGCUAGAUUUUGGAGCAUGGAUGUGGAUAUUUGUUUUCAUUCAACUACAAGAGCAUUUUCUGGGGUCAGUGUUCCAUUUCAUCCCAAAGGUGUUCAGUAGGGUUGAGAUAAGAGCUCAGUGCAGGACACUCGAGUUCUUUCACCCAUGUCUUCAUUUUGCUCGUUUUGUAGACAGAAGCAUUGUCAUGCUGGAACAGUGUUUGAGCUAGAGACCUGGACGAGAUUUGAUGUGUGAAUGUGGGUGUGGGCGGUAAAAUACUCAUGAGUGCAAAUUGCAGCAGAAUAAAAUCAUUGGUGGGAUUCCAGAUUAUUUUCUGUUUCUUUUUUUUUAUUAAUAUUCAAAAGGGAAGCAAGUGAAAAAGGCAGUUGCAGGAAGAAGCAGUUGAAAAUUUCAAUAGUGCAGGAGAGAAAAUAGUUUUUUUGCGGUAGCGGGACAGAACCUUGCGGGAGCGGGACAGAACCUUGCGGGAGCGGGACAGAACCUUGCGGGAGCGGGCGGGAGCUGGACUGAAAAAUCCAUCCUGCGCAGGUCUUUAGUUUGAGCCUCUUUGUUCCAGUGAGGAGAAACAAGCUGUGAGAAUAUAAUUGUAAGGUGUCCACAACCAUUGGAUAAUAUAAUGUAUAUCAUAAUGAAACAUUCAAUUUAGACUAAAAAAGCCGAAUUUUACAUUGUCCUCACAUUGACCUCUCUGAUCUGUAAUAUUCUUUAAACAACAAACCAAGGUCAACGUCCUUAAUCUUAUUGAAACAAAUACACAAUCACGUCAAAUGUUGCCACUUUAAGGCUAUAUGAAAAAAAAAAGAUUCGAUCUUGGAUGUAUAGCCAGUUACAUAUUCAUUAUAUUUUACUAUAAGAAAAGUGUAAUGUUGAUCCGUUUGAUCAGUCAGUCUCAUCUCGGCAUUCAGAGACACAGAAAUAUGCACUUAAAAAUAUGCAAUAAAUGAGGCCUUUGUUUUCCACUGCCGCAAAGCUUCUACGUCUGAUCAAUUUCAUUACAUAGACUGAUCUUGCUGACGCUCUCUGACUCCGAAUGCGGUAUUAUUCGUUUUAAAUAAGCAAAUAAAUCUGUUUAAAUAAAUCAUUUCCAUGAUCACAUAACAUGUUCUUUAGCUAUUUUGCAUUACUCAUUACGCAGUGUUUUUUUCUGUUCUACUCAAACAUUUUUAAGAAAAGCUACUUCAGUAUUAAGUUGUUUGUCAUUUAUUCCUCAGUUUGUUUAAUUGAUUUAGAAAACAGUCUCAUUAAUUAUUACUUUUCUGGCUAGAAUUAAUCAUUGAUUUAUUUUUUCACCUUCAGUGAGUGCUUUAUCAGUAGACUCACAGCUUAUUCUUGGAUCAAUGAGCAUACGGCAGUAUUACACAUGGGAAGAAGCGCCUUGGAUUAUUGUUGUAUUUUUCUCUUUAUUUGCAGUCAUUUAUAACUAAAUCAUUUCUACACAUUGCAAAGUCACGAACAGAAUAUACUGACUCACGCUAGCGUUGUUCUGUGUGAAAACUAUCAGUGAUAUUGCAAGUGGUCCAUGUUUAUAAAUUGUUAAAGAGACUUACUGUACACUAGCUAGAAUUGUAUAAUGCAAUUUCAGUCAACUUUUUGUCUCAGAAAUGAAAGCCAGAGUUUUAGAAUGUGUAUGUCACACUAUAAACAAUAACAUCCCUAUAUGGCACAACAGAUAAGCUGAUGCUUAGAUACAGAGUUUCCCAAAACCACUAUAAUUUUGUGUGUGUGUGUGUGUGUGUGUGUGUGUAUACAAUGAGUGGUUGUACACAAAGGUAUCAUGACUGCAUUAAGGUACUAACUUGUAUAAGGAACGUGGCUAGAAAUGUUUUCUAUUGACUGGAUGAGCUGCUGUGGAAGUAUCUGUUGGAGUUUGAUGCUGAAAUUAUCGUCACUGUAAAUUAUGGGGCUCCUUCAUCCGUUUCUGUUCUUAUGUGGGUCUAGAAAUUGUAAAAAAAAUAAAAAAUAAGGCUCAGAACUAUCGAUGAACAAUGUGCUGUAUAAGAUUUUUAGAAAUAAGUAUAAUAUAUGCCGUGUUAAAUUGUUUAAUUGCUUUUCUAUACACUUUUUAGCUUUUAAUACACGGUCGUUGAAUAGUAAUCAUUGUGUAAUAUGAUGGCUAGUUACAUUUUUAUACACACUUGAUUAUACAAACUAGUUUAGGAGUUUAUUUGUUUUGUAAUCUUUUGUAUUUGUUUUAUUUAGACUAACUCUUACUUUAUAUAUUAAUCUGUGACAACUAUGUGUGUCUUUUUUAGCACCUUUGACUUUUCAUUUGUAAUUGGUUUUGCUACCUUUAUAAAUAAAUGCUCACUUUGUUAUA
Silurus meridionalis is the source of this 6597-nucleotide messenger RNA. RefSeq names its product KN motif and ankyrin repeat domains 2 (gene kank2). The transcript has 12 exons. Gene Ontology annotation, cellular component: cytoplasm. The record is from RefSeq and is a predicted model, not a curated record. Lineage: Eukaryota; Metazoa; Chordata; Actinopteri; Siluriformes; Siluridae. The coding region runs from base 188 to 3463 and encodes 1091 amino acids. Gene Ontology annotation, molecular function: protein binding. Gene Ontology annotation, biological process: negative regulation of intracellular estrogen receptor signaling pathway; negative regulation of transcription by RNA polymerase II; negative regulation of actin filament polymerization.